This is a messenger RNA of Penicillium antarcticum, 2007 nucleotides long. Its product is annotated as putative Kelch repeats protein. The record is from RefSeq and is a predicted model, not a curated record. Gene Ontology annotation, molecular function: protein binding. The coding region runs from base 1 to 2007 and encodes 668 amino acids. Lineage: Eukaryota; Fungi; Ascomycota; Eurotiomycetes; Eurotiales; Aspergillaceae. The transcript is spliced from 3 exons.
AUGGGCAAAAAGGACAAGAAGUCCGCCGAGCACAAGGCGCGCGUUGCUGCCAAGCAAACAAAGAAAGGCGACAAGAAGGAAAAGAGAUCCAAGGCCAAGGGCAAAGAUGCAGACAGCGAUGCCGAAGACGCUGAUCUUGAUGCCAUUCUGGCCCAGUACGCCGAGGAACAAGCCAAGUUCUUGAAGGUCACAGAAGUUACCUCUGAGCCUCCUGUUCCUCGGUCUUCUUCAACGGUGCUGGCAUCGCCGUCUAACCGGAAUGAGAUUAUGCUUUUUGGUGGAGAAUUCUUCGACGGCACGCAUGCCUCAUUCUUUAACAACCUUUUCGUCUAUUUGAUUGAUCGUGGCGAGUGGAGGGAGGUGAAUAGUCCCAACAGCCCCCUUCCUCGCAGUGGACAUGCAUGGUGUCGUGGUGGAAACACCGGAGGUAUCUAUAUGUUCGGAGGAGAGUUCUCGUCCCCUAAACAGGGUACUUUCUACCACUACAAUGAUUUCUGGCAUCUGGACACUGCCACCAGAGAAUGGACUCGUCUCGAGACCAAGGGCAAAGGUCCCCCUGCUAGGAGUGGUCACCGCAUGACCUAUUUCAAGAAUUAUAUCAUUUUGUUCGGUGGAUUCCAGGAUACUUCCCAACAGACCAAGUACCUGCAGGAUCUGUGGAUCUAUGAUUGCCAGCAGUACACCUGGUCCAACCCUACAUUGACCACUUCCCAAAAGCCAGACCCACGCUCAUCAUUCUCACUGCUACCACAUGAAACCGGAGCCGUUCUCUAUGGCGGUUACUCCCGUGUGAAAGCAUCAGCAGGAGGUGGUGGCAAGCAAGGUAAGGGUCCUCAGAAGAUGGCUCUCCGGCCUAUGGUCCACCAGGAUACCUGGUUUUUGAGAGUCACACCGCCCGCACCGGAGGCACCAGCAUCAACAGGCCCCGCAAUUAGAUGGGAGCGACGAAAGAAGCCCGCUAACACGCCCAACCCGCCGCGUGUUGGUACCACCAUGGCAUACCACAAGGGCCGUGGUAUCAUGUUCGGUGGUGUGCACGAUGUGGAAUUGACCGAGGAGGGUAUUGAUUCCGAAUUCUUUGAUACCCUCUUCGCAUGGAACACCGACCGAAACCGUUUCUUCCCUCUCAGUCUGCGCCGUCCUCGCGCACCUGGCAAGAAGCAGCAGGCGAACCAGGCUGCCAAGACUAAGAACAGGGGUAAGGCUGAUGAGGAGGAGCUUUUGGCAAAUCUUAAGGCUUUGGAGGCUAAGGUUGGAGUUCGGGGUGAUGAUGACGAGGACGAGGAAUUGUCUACCCCUCAGCCUGAAGAGCCUGUUGAACCGUCCAAGCCUUCAGUUGUUCGCUUUGAAAUGCCACAUAGGCGUUUCAACGCUCAGUUGGCUGUGCAAGAUGAUACGCUCUUCAUUUUUGGUGGUACAUUCGAAAAGGGUGACCGGGAGUUCACCUUCGAUGACAUGUAUUCCAUUGACCUGGUCAAGCUGGAUGGUGUCAAGGAGAUCUUCUACAGGGAGCCAGAGAACUGGAACUUGUUGAAGGAGGAAGACAGUGACGAAGACAUGGAUGAUGAAGAGGACGACGAAGAAAUGGAUGAAGAUGAAGAAAAGGCCGACGAAAUGUCUCUUGAUGCUUCGCCUGCUCCAGAAGAUGCGGCCGCAUCUGUCACUAAGGACCUGGAGCAGCUCGAGGUUGAGGAGUCAGAAGAGCCCAAUGUCAAUGACAGCAGACCUCUGCCUCGUCCAUUCGAGAGCUUGCGCGAAUUCUUCAGUCGUACAUCUGAAGAUUGGCAGAAUAUCAUGAUGGAAAUCGCCAAGGAGAGAGAUCAGGCCAGCGAGAAGACGAUCAAGGAACUGCGCAAGGCAGCGUUCUCUAUGGCCGAAGAGAAAUGGUGGGAUAGCAGAGAAGAGAUCAUGGCUCUGGAGGAUGAGCAAGAGGCUGCAGGCAUUGGUGAGGUUGUCAGCAUGUCUGAUCGCACUGAGAACGCGGGAGGAGCUGGUCGUCGCCGUUGA